Umbelopsis ramanniana AG is the source of this 587-nucleotide messenger RNA. RefSeq lists its product as uncharacterized. Lineage: Eukaryota; Fungi; Mucoromycota; Umbelopsidomycetes; Umbelopsidales; Umbelopsidaceae. The coding region runs from base 87 to 452 and encodes 121 amino acids. The record is from RefSeq and is a predicted model, not a curated record. The transcript has 2 exons.
CUUUUUCGGAAAGCUAAGACUUGCGCGCUCUUCCUCUUUUCUUUUCUUUCAUUCCCUUCCUUUUUGCUCUGCCUAAAAUUUCCCACAUGUAUAGCUCUCACGAUUUAAAGCGUAAAAUUAACCCUGAACCAACACCGAUGGUACAUGCCGCAAAACGUCCAGCGACAGACCAUCUUCCGAAUACCACCCAUUCAUUCACAGCACCACUAUCACAGCCGCUAUAUCAAGAAAGUGGCUUUGGGGGUAGCCCGAUACCUCCGAUCAGCACUACCAAUAUGCCCCGAUGCAAAAGCCCACCGCUGGGUAUGACUCUAGCCCAUUUUGAUUCGGCAUCAGGAGGCUAUUCAACUUCACUUUUGAAGACGGAAAACUCUACUGAUUCCCCCAUUUGCAGUGGCAUGACGCCGGCUUAUAGACCGGCCAUGGAACGUUGGGGUUCGUGCAUGUUAUAAAUUUAUUGAUUUCACCGUGCAAUACUAGUCAAAAACUUUUUGAACAUCGCUUUGGAAUAAAAAAGAAGAGCAUUGAGAAACGGCAAUCCAUCCCUAAAUAGGGUAUAUUCAUAACCAUUCUAUAUCAAAAACAUA